CUUUUCUCCUUCACACAAAACUUCUCGUCGCGUUGAGGCGCCGACUUUUGCAGCGUCUGGCGUGGGCUCGGAGCUUUGGAGACUGGUGUGCAAUUAGGGCAUAGGACAGGUCAACGAAGAAGAGCGCCACGACGCACGCGAGCGCCGACCGGGACGUACCUUUGCAGCGUGUUGAUCGCCCAAGCACAACCGCGUUCGCAGCACAUAUCCACGCGUCGGGCACAAUCAACCUCCCGGAGACCUAGAAGGGCGCUAGAGAAUUCACUAGCGGGAACACAAGCACCAGCACGAUGGCGACCGAAACGGAGAACUGGGACGACGACUUCGAGUUCGGCGGCCAGAAAACGAGCCGGGAGCUGGACAGGGAUGGCGCGGCGCCAGAAGGCAUCAAGGAGGAUCGAUCUCGGCCGACACACGUCUCGCACGGCGAUGGUGAGGGCGAGAACUGGGACGCGGACUUCGAAGACGAGCCUAUGGGUAGUCAAGAGCCCACGCGCUUUCCUCAGACCAUCCCAGACACGAUCCCCAACAGCGUGCAGUUAUCACCGAAGCGUCCGCGCGAGGAAGACUACGACUCGGAGGACGACGACGAGGCAGAGUUUGGCGCACACGGCGAAGAAGAGGACAAGACCGUCACCGCACGCAGUAGACGACCACUUGCUCAAGAGAGACCUCCAGUGCCCGAAAUCCCGCGCGAGAUGCUUGGCCUCCAAAUACCUCAUCUACCCUCUGCGUACAGCGCCGAUGCGCCCCAACCACACCCUAGAUCUCCCACUGCUUCCGUGUUCUCUGUCCCUGCGCCCAGCAUACAGUCCAGCGCAGAUAGCACGGCGCACAUGCUCGGCCGGACGGUCAGCGGAGACUCGCGCUUUGACCGUUCACACCCGCACGUUAGGUCGGGUCAUCGGUUGGAGAACCUGCCCCCCAGUCCACCCAUUCACAAGGAGCGGGAGAGGCGGAGGCUUAGGAAGAAGAGCAGACCUACACCGGUCAACGAGAUGAAUGCCGCUGGCCCGUCCUCUCAGCCUUCCGAAUAUCCAUUCGCGAGGUCAUCCGAGGACGCGCAUAUGCAGCUGGAUGAGGGCGAUGUGUUCACGGACCCGCCAACUCGACCAUCUAUGCGUGCUCGAACACCGUCCCACAGCAGCUCACGACCACGCACACCAAAUGAGCGUCCCCGUACCUCUUCAAGGACAUCCUCCCGACCCCCCUCUACUACCUCAUCGAGGCCCCGAACACCAUCGCACGCGUCCAGGGCACGCACACCACCAAAUGCGAUGCCUGUCCCGCUGCACAAGAAAGCUUCGCAGGCCGCUAUUGCCGUGCCGCAGAUGCCGCAGACGCCUCCUUCCGGCGUCGGCUCGCCCACCGGCGGCAGCCUGCUCAGCCGCAUGAGCAGUGUGAAGAAAAAGUGGGACGCGGCGCGCAGGACCAAGCGCGGGAGCGUCACGCCGUCCGAGGUCGCGGAUAUCGCGGGGCACGACGACCGCCGGCGGAGCAUCGACAGCCGCCGUAGCCUGAGCGAGGACGAGAGCCGCCGGGGCAGCAUCGACUCGCGCACAUCGAACGAGCGGCACCGGAGGCGGCAGAGCGUCGACCCCGCGAUGCUCGCAGGAGGCAGCAGGAAAGCGCACCGCAAGAGCGGCAAGUCGAUGGACUGGCGGUUGGGAAUGCGCAAGCACAGGGCGGUGCGGGACGUGGUGACGAGCGACGAUGGAUUGAGCAUGGACGAGGACGACAACGAGCAGACGCCGCGGCCGCAGAGCACGACGUCGAUCGACUUUGAAGGGCUGCCGCCGAUUCCGCCGGUGCCUGCAAUCCAGUACGACUUUGACGCGAGCAAGUACGGGCACCAUAACAACUCGUGCUCGUCGUUGGGGUCGUCGAUGUCGUCGCCGCAGAUGCGGAGGGCGUCACUGAACCCUUCGCCGACGCCGCAUGGGAGGCAUCAUUCCCGAUCACCGACACCUCUCAGCCGCGGGUCCUCGCCCGUGCCACCGCUUCCUGAGCAUCCCGAGAGCAGCAGCAAUGCCAAUGGCAAGGACAAGGCUCCUGCAAAGCUCGUCAAGCGCAAGUCCAUGGGCUUCGUGCAGCUCCGGAAGUCAACCCGGCCUCUGAAUAGCAGUGUCGAGGACGUGGCUGAGGACUCCGCUGGCGAGGGCCCCUCGGGCAGUCAAGGGGAGCUCGAUACCCCGAUUGCGCCCACCCGCAUGUCCAACUUCGUCCGUCGAAUAUCGUUCGGGUCGAAAGGUCCUGCGCCGGGCGGCGUCGCCAACUUAUUGAACACUGCGCCCAAGCAGCACAAGCGGACGAAGAGCGGCGGGCUGCUUCCACCGGUCGAAUUGCAUACGCCGCCGCUGCCAUCGCCUCUUGGGCUAAGCCCCGUUGAGCCGAGCCCCCUAUCCACGCCGCGAGGCCCACAAGCUGUCAAGGGCGCGGCGAGUAGACCAGCUGGUUCCACCACCGCCAACCGCGCUGUCGGCUCCGGGUCGAUACAUUCCAGCCUGGGACGCGCCUCUCCCUUCAGCUCACCUUACGCGUCGGGAGGGUCGGGGUUUGGGUCCGGGCGCGGAGAGCAUUCGGGAAGCUCAGGAAGACCCGGAACCCAGCUCAUCCAAGCGUAUAGUGCCACUGGCCUCUCGCAUACCGUCAGUGAUGCUGGUACUUCGCGCCCGUCUGCGAACAUGCGGCGAAACUCGUUGAGUGAUCUCAAUAUGCGGCGCAACACGUCGUCGGGUGGUGGGCUGAGGAUACCGGCUCGGAUCAGCCAGGCGCAACAGGGUCUGAGGCGAGACUUGGGGUUGGUGAGGGAGUUUGCUGGAAGUGUGAAUGAAAUCCGCGAGCUCCGCGACACGUACAACGUCCUGGUCAGCCGCGUCAGCGGAAUGCUGGAUGAGAUGCGCCUCGAGGAGCCCACCGCUCAGCCUCCCGCUACCUCUCCGACCAAAGCUGAGCACUCGCCUACGGAGGCGCCUAAGCGCGGACGGCCGAGUCAGGAUAGCAAGCGCAAGAGCAAGGACAGCAGGCGAGAGAGUAUCGAUCGCAGGCGGAGUAAGGACGGCACUCCCACUACGCCCGUCAAGAGUCGGACGCCACGAUCGCCUUUUGGUCGAAGGUCGAGAAGCGGCACGGCGUCUUCGUCGAAUGCGCCAUCGCUUCCCAGUUCGUCAUCGCAGCCUUCCUCGUCCGCUAACUCUUCGAUCACGCCUUCGUCCGAUGUCUCGACGCCGAUUACCUCGCCAUUACCCCCUGGGACUGAUCCGACGACGCCGUUGGCAAAGUUUUCGUCGCGGUUUGCGUCAAUCAACAAUCGAUAUAUGCUUGCUUGGGAAUGCGCAGACUUGCUCAUCGAGCUGGGUGGGGGUGCGCCUCCCGCUGUUGCGGGUGUGGCCGUGAGCCCGAGCACCGAAUCACACCCGAAACCCACUCGUGAUGCGUCCGACCAAACUGUUACCAGCGCCACCACAUCGACGAGCGACAUGUUGCCGCCUCCCCCCAAGACGACUCGGGAUCGAGGCGAUAGCGAACCCGGCACCCGCAGUCAUCUAGAGAAGUCGACGUCUGCACCAGCUCAGGUCGGCCGGACGCGUGCGAUCACGCUCACGGACGGCGAAAGCCCUAUGGUCGGUCCUGGCGAGGGACCAACCUUGCCGAGCUCUGCUUCAGGGGGAAGGGCGUCGACGGUCGGUCGCGGCGGAGGCGAUCUCACCCAACGGCAGUUGACGCUCUUGCGGGAUAUGCUCACCUCGCCAACGACGCAUCUGCAACAACGAGCAUCGUCCAGCACGUCCAUGCGCCCCUCGGAGAGCCAACGCGACAGUCCUUUGCACGUUCCUGCUCAUCUGCCAUCCGAGGAUUCGGGGCGGACCGUUGUGCCGCAUGACUCCUCAGCGCAUCAACAUGGCAAGCGCGACGCUAACGAUCCGGCAGUCAACCGGGAAUGGACUUGGGACAACUACACGAUAGGAGGACCUGCCGGACAUCCGUCAACUGCGCGAGACGACGCAGCUGGUUUGGCUAGUGCGAGCUCCUUGGCGCUGCCCCCAGAAGUAACCUUCGAAACCAAUCCUGAAGUCCGGCGUAAGCGUGCCUCGCGCAUUGGCGGCCUGGGCAUGGCAGGCCUGCGUGACAUGCUCCGCGCUCUGAAGCGUGGGACAGUCGAUCCCGCUCUCGCAGGAGAGUCGUCCAGCAGCCUCAGCACUACGACAUCGCAACCUGCACACUCACAACCCGGCAUACGAAAGCGGGCCAGCCGCAAUGCCACCCUCAACGCAGCUGGUCUGCCUACUCCCAAAGGCACAGUGUCCACCGCGAGCGGCAUCACCGUUGGAAGGCGUCGCGCGAAGACAUCGACGGGCCCUCCGGAGAGCAUCAACUCUUCCGGAAGAGAUACCCCUUACAGCCGCUCCGAAACACCCUAUAACCAUUCAGAAAACCACGCGACCGCCAGCCGGGCGCACUUCGAGGUUCCCGCCACGCCUUCGAAGUCGAGCCGGGACCCGUACGUGCACUCGAACAGCUCAAAAAUCACAUCAAAAUUCAGCUUCCAUGGGAACCCAAGCAGCUUGGGCGUCAGCGGUGGUGGCAAGUCGAGUCCGCGGCGACCCAGCUUGGCGAGCAUCUUCCGCAUCGGCGGUAAGAGUGAGAAGAACGAGGGGAGGGAGGAGGCGCAGGAGAGCUCGGGCAAGCCGAGCAAGUCGGCCUUGAAGGAAGGCGCGAAGAGCCCUCGGGGCAGCAGGCUUCGCGUGAAGAGGCGGCCAAAGAAUAAGGAUGUACCCUUGCCUCUUCCUGGCUCAGGUAGUGGUUCAGCUUCUCCUGCACUAGGCAGCAGCGGCGCGGAGGACGACUACGAUAGGAAUGGCAACAGAUCCAUGUCGACCUCUGCGCAUGGGUCGGGACACGGGGUCGAGGGCAGUUCUUCGACUGUCGACGAUGAUGAGGACGAGGAUUGGGAUCGUAUGGACGUGGACUUCGACAUUCCCACCGCCGACUCGCGGGUCUCUUUGGGCAUGGGGCAACCGUCCACAUCAGUCGGCCUCAACUCGCCCCAUAGCUCCGCCGAACGUCCUCACAAGGCAUCAUCAGGAGCAGAGACUGUCAGGGCAUCCCACAACCCUGAGCGCGGUCGCUCACCGUACUCUCAGAUGAGCCCACGUGCUAUGGUCCGAAGUUCGAGUGGCCGUAGCGUCUCCGGGCCCUCCGCACCUGGGAGCAGUUCCAGCCUGUUCGACCGGCCGACACGGCUGUCGAACGUGGAGGAAGACCACGCGAAGGGCGAGGACAUCCGCGAGCGCAAGGGCUCCGACAGGGAAUCCCCCAUCGACCGCCGGGGUCCCCCGCUACGCAUCGUGCCCACCCACAAGAACGGCUCUGUUCGCUCGAUGCCCGCCGGCCCUGGACCGUGGAACACCGGCACGUUCUCGCCAGAGCCUGGCGCAUCCUGGAAAGUCGAGGAUUCCAUCGACCCCCUUCAGCCCCUGCCGGAACCGCCGCGUCUGGCGAUGACGCCCGAGAAUAUCAAGCCGCUGCUGGAGAAUUCGCGGGAGAUCAAGCUGCGCCUGGCAGACUGCAUCGAGGAGGUGCGCGAGCUGCUCGCCGGCAAGGAAUUCAAGGAGCUGCGCAAGGCAGCUUCCGGCGACAUGGUAGGUGUUGCCGUCUGACGGGAUUGAGGUGCGAGAACUCUGCCCGCCCUCCCGUCUGUGCGUUACCUACCCUCUGUUGUCUCUUGUCUUGCUUUGUCGUCUUGCACAAAAGCUUUCGAUCGCAUAUCGUUAUAUUCAAAUCGGAUCUAACCCUUCCUCGUAAUGCCUCCUAUACCCGAGCGUGUACACACCUCGUCGCAUGCAGUAAUGCCCUCUCCCAUGACUCCCCACGUACGAUAGGUCUCGCUGCUUUCGUGCAAACGCUAUCGACCUACUCAUACUCAUGUACUGCGUCUUCUAUCUACUCACUUUUUCCUCUUGUCGUCUACGUCCCUCGUCUUUUGGUCCCUUCCACACACAUCCUGACCUCUUCCUCACGCACUGUACCUAGUACAUAUUCACGACUAUCGGAUCAUUGACUCUCCUUUGCUCGCCGUUCUAUCUCCCCGUCGAAAUCGC
This is a messenger RNA of Schizophyllum commune H4-8, 6101 nucleotides long. RefSeq lists its product as uncharacterized. The record is from RefSeq and is a predicted model, not a curated record. Lineage: Eukaryota; Fungi; Basidiomycota; Agaricomycetes; Agaricales; Schizophyllaceae. Bases 291 to 5660 code for a protein of 1789 amino acids. The transcript is spliced from 15 exons.